CCGCGGGGCGGGCGGCCGGCGCCCUCGGAAUGCGCUUCCUGCCCGGGCGGGGCGGCCGGGGCCCAGCAUGGCCCAGCCGCUGCUGCGGAGAACCCUGUCCCGCCUGCGGGGCCGCCCCCGGAAGACCCCCGGGACCCCCGAGACCCCCGAGGGCGGCCGCCCGGCCCAGCGCGUGGAGCCCAGCCCCCCGGAGCCAGAGCCGCAGGGCCCCCAGGAGCCCCCCACGGCCGCCGAGAGGCCCCCCAGCCCCGAGGCCUCGCGGAGCCCGGCGCGGGGGGUCUACCUGCAGAGCCUGGAAGCCAGCAGCCGGCGAUGGGUGCUGAGUGGGGCCAAGCCCCCCGAGGAGGCGGCCCUGGGGUGCGGGGAGCCGGCCGGGGAGAUCUGGUAUAACCCCAUCCCCGAGGACGACCCCCGCGGCCCCGCGCCCGAGCACCCCGGGGUGCAGCCUGGCUCGGAGGAGGCCCAGGCCGCGGACCUGGCAGGCGCCCCGGGCCCCCCGCGCGCCAAGUCCCCGGGCCCCGCGCGCCGCCUGUCGCUGCGGAUGCGGAAGCUGCCGGAGCUGCGGCGCCGCCUGAGCCUGCGCGCCCCCCGCGCCCCCCGCGCGCCCCGCGCGCCCCCCGGCUCGGUACUCAGCCGCUACCACCUGGACAGCAGCGUGGCGGUGCCCGCGCCCCCCGCCGCCUUCCGGCCCUACCGGCCGGGCCCCGGGCCGGGCCCCGCGGCGCUGUGGGGCCGCCUGAGCCUGCACCUGUGCGGCCUGGGGGGGCUGCGGCCCGCGGCGCGCGAGCUCUGCUGCCUGCUGCAGGUGGACGGCGAGGCGCGCGCGCGCACAGGCCCGCUGCGGGCGGGGCCCGGCUUCCUGCGCCUGGACCACGCCUUCCAGCUCGAGCUCGAGGCCGCGCGCCUGCUGCGCGCGCUCGUCCUGGGCUGGGACCCGCGCGCGCGCCGCCACCGCGCCUGCGCACAGGGCGCCGUGCUGCUGCCGGCCGUGCUGCGAGGGAGCCAGGCCCAGCUGCUGGCGGUUCACCUGCAGCCGCAGGGGCUGCUCUACGCCCGGCUGGCGCUGACCGAGCGGCGGGAGGCCCCGGGCGGGGCGCGCGUGUUCGGGGUCCCCCUGCCGCAGCUGGUGCAGCGCGAGCGGCCGCCGGGACAGGUGCCGCUGCUCAUCCAAAAGUGCGUGGGCCAGAUCGAGCGCCGGGGGCUGCGGGUGGUGGGGCUUUACCGUCUGUGCGGGUCCGCGGCUGUGAAGAAAGAACUCCGGAAAGCCUUUGAGCAAGACAGUGCGGCCGUGUCUCUGUCUGAGGGCCUGCACCCCGACAUCCACGUCAUCACCGGUAUCCUCAAGGACUAUCUGCGCGAGCUCCCCACCACGCUCAUCACUCCGCCCCUCUACCAAGCCGUCCUGGAGGCCAUGGCCCGGGGCCCCCCGAGUCGGGCGCCCCCCAGCACCGAGAGCACCCGGGCGCUGCUGGGCUGCCUGCCGGAAGUGGAGAGGGCCACGCUGACGUUCCUCCUGGACCACCUGCGCCUCGUGUCUUCCUUCCACGCCCACAACCGCAUGACCCCGCAGAAUCUGGCCGUGUGCUUCGGGCCGGUGUUGCUGCCGGCCCGCCAGGCCCCCUCGCGGCCCCGCAUCCACGGCUCGGGCUCGGGCCCGGGCCUGGCCAGCGCCGACGUGGACUUCAAGCGCCACAUCGAGGUGCUGCACUACCUGCUGCGGGCCUGGCCAGACCCCCAAAGGCCGCCAGAGGCUUCGGAAGCCGCCUCGGCCCUGAGCCCCGAAGCGCGGCCGCCGCUGCACCUGCCGCUCGCGGGCCCCGACGGGGUGGUGACCCGGACCCGCGACCGCGGCGGCCCCGAGAGCCCCCCCAGCAACCGCUACGCCGGUGACUGGAGCGUGUGCGGGCGGGACUUCCUGCCGGGGCCGGAGGACGCGGGCGACCGCGAGACGGACAGCGAGGACGAUGACGUCGACGACAUCGAGGCCCCCUUCAUCCCGCACCUGAACCUCAGUGACUUCGACGCCCUCAUCCUGGACCUGGAGCGGGAGCUCGCCCAGCAGAUCAACGUGUGCCUCUGAGUCCCCGCGCCCGGUUGCUAGGGAGGAGGGGGCCGGGUUGCUAUGGGGGUCGCCUAGCAACCGUCAGCCCUGGCGCCGAGCAUCCUUCCGGGAUGCUUCUUCCCCUGCUGGGAAUCGGGGGCCCAGAGCAACCGGGGACCCGGUUAUUUGUUGAGUGCUCGGGCCAUCGGGGCAGUUCCUCCGAGCACCGAGGGCCGAGGCGUCUCCCUGUAGCUGCGGAGACGGAGAGGGAGACAGCGCCCCCGUGAUGCGCGGCCCCCGCCCCUGCCCCCACCCCGCCAGGGUCACUGUGAGCCUGGACCCUGCCGACCGAAUCAGUAUUAGCCUUUUAUUUUAUUUUAUUUUUUUCCUUCCCUCCUGGAAUUGAGGGCCUCGCACACGCAGGAUGUCACUGACUCCGAGCUGACAUGCUCGGACAGACAGACAUAGACAGCACAGUGCCAGUGGGAACCCCCCCCCAAAGUGGGGGUGGCCGGGGCUCCAGCCCGCGGAACUAGCCCACCCUUCAGUAUCAGCUUUGAGCACCGCACCUCCGCCCUCCCGGCCUCGGGGCAACCCCGGACUCGGUGACUCUGGCCAGGCAGCCCCCCUGCCCACUCCCACCCGAGGAAAACACGGAGCACUUAGCAACUCCCCCCCAGUGGGGCUCGGCACUCUGGUACGGACCCUAUUUAUUACCUCCGUGCACCUGCGUCUGUCAGGCCAGUGGCGGGAGACUGAGCAGGGGUGGGCGGGGGUCUGUGGCCCGCACCCGGUGGGAGAGGAGAGGAGAGCCCCCGCCGUCUGUCCUGCACCCAGGCCUCGUCCCUCGCUUGGCCUUUGUGGAAAAUAAACUUGGACCCACGAGUCCCGGCCG
This is a messenger RNA of Erinaceus europaeus (western European hedgehog), 2936 nucleotides long. RefSeq names its product synapse defective Rho GTPase homolog 1 (gene SYDE1). Bases 68 to 2080 code for a protein of 670 amino acids. NCBI's taxonomy places the organism in Eukaryota, Metazoa, Chordata, Mammalia, Eulipotyphla, Erinaceidae. The transcript is spliced from 8 exons. The record is from RefSeq and is a predicted model, not a curated record. Gene Ontology annotation, biological process: signal transduction.